Nematolebias whitei (Rio pearlfish) is the source of this 2520-nucleotide messenger RNA. It is a transcript of the gene bmper, whose product is annotated as BMP binding endothelial regulator. The coding region runs from base 1 to 2067 and encodes 688 amino acids. Gene Ontology annotation, molecular function: protein binding. Lineage: Eukaryota; Metazoa; Chordata; Actinopteri; Cyprinodontiformes; Rivulidae. The record is from RefSeq and is a predicted model, not a curated record. The transcript is spliced from 16 exons.
AUGUUGCUCCGCUGCUUGAAGCCCACCUCCUGGUCCACCUGCAGGGUUUUCUUCUGCUUCGUGUGGCUCCUCCAGACGCCCCGGUCUUCCUCCCCGUUAAUUACAGGCACAGAAGCCAGCUGUGAGAAUGAAGGAGAGGUCCUCCACAUCCCCAACAUCACGGACAACCCCUGCAUCACCUGCGUCUGCCUGAGCGGGAAGGCAGACUGUAAACAGGAAAAAUGUCCUCAGGUCCCCGAUGACUGCGACCUGGUGGUGAAACAGACUGGAGCCUGCUGUGAGAGGUGUAAAGGCUGCUUGUUAGACGGACGAUCGUACAACAGCUCAGUCUCCUGGACCACGUCCACCAAACCCUGCACAACCAGACGCUGCCAGGAAGGAGUGAUCACUGAGGCGGAGGUGCAGUGUGUCAUCCACUGCAAGAACCCAAAAAUCCACCCCAAAAAGUGCUGCCCCACCUGUCCAGGUUGUAUAUUUGAGGGUCAUCUGUAUAAAGAAAAGGAGGAGUUCAGUCCAGAAGCCCAGCCCUGCAUCAAGUGCACGUGCACCGGUGGUCGAACGCUCUGCAUGAAGGAGGUGUGUCCUGUGCUGUCAUGCCCCGCCCACCUCACCCACACCCCUCCUGGACAGUGCUGCCCCAGAUGUGUCGGUCAGAGGAAGGUGUUUGAUCUCUCUUUAGGAAGUUGUCUCUUCCACAGCGAUGUUUAUGAGAACGGCACUUCCUUCAAACUCAACAACUGUAGCACUUGCACCUGCAAGGAUUCAACGGUGGUGUGUAAGAAGCGGUGCUCACGUCCAGGUAGCUGUCAGGGCAGUCAAUGCUGUGAGGAGUGUCUGUCGUAUGUGAAGGUGGAGGAAGUGAUGUACUGCAGGGUCCGGAACAAGAUCUACAGGGAAGGAGACAUGUGGUCGUCUGUUAACUGUACUCUUUGUGCGUGCAUUAAAGGCAACAUCGAGUGUCGGCCCAAACAGUGUGUACCGAUCACCAGCUGCCCCUCGAACAAGAUCCUGAACAGAACCGGCUGCUGUCCAGUUUGCACUGAAAAACCAGGUGUUUGCACGGUCUUCGGUGACCCUCACUACAACACAUUUGAUGGCAGGACCUUCAACUUUCAGGGAACUUGUCAAUAUGUGCUGACCCGUGACUGUGGUGGGAUUUCAUCUGGAGCUCCAGGAAACAACAUCAACAGUCCAGACUCCAGCUUCACGGUGUUAGUGAAGAAUGAUGCUCGGCGAACUCGCUCUUUCUCUUGGACUCAGUUUGUUGAGAUAAGGCUUGGGUCUCUGAUCCUCAGCCUUCACCAGCAUCUGACAGUUCGAAGGAAUGGCACUCGCAUUGCCCUGCCCUACCAUGGUCCCGGGGUGCACAUUGACCUGGAUGGAUACCUGCUCAAGCUCACCACCAUUGCAGGUCUGGAGAUCACUUGGGAUGGUGAUAGUUUUGUAGAGGUUGUAGCAGCUCCCCACCUGCGCGGACAUCUCUGCGGUCUUUGUGGGAACUACAACGGUCACAAGCGCGACGACACCUUGGGAGGUGACGGCCAGUUCAAGUUUGACGUGGAUGAGUUUGCAGAGUCGUGGCGAGUCGAGGGAAAUGAGCUUUGCUCCCAGCAGCAUCCACCUCGCAGGCCGACAUCCUUCCUGUGCCCUGGCAGUGUUAAAGUCAAAUUCCGGGCACACCGGGAAUGCCAAAAGAUAAAGUCAUGGGAGUUUCAGAAGUGCCAUCGUGUGGUUGACUUUGGUUCUUUCUACAGAUCAUGUGUGACGGACAUGUGUGAGUGUCCAGUCCAUAAAAACUGCUACUGUGAGUCCUUCAUUGCCUACAGCCGAGCCUGUCAGAGGGAGGGAGUGCCCGUCCAGUGGAAGCCUGACAACGUUUGCAUGGCCACCCAGUGUAAACAUGACGCUGUGUACGACACCUGUGGCCCGGGAUGCACUAAAACCUGUGACAACUGGAAUGAGAUUGGACCGUGUCACAAGCCCUGUGUGGCUGGCUGCCACUGCCCUGCCAAUCUGGUGCUGCAUCAGGGACGCUGUAUCAAACCCACGGCCUGCCCUGGACGGUGACCCUUGUUUCUCAGGCGGGAGGGGAGCUAGGUUAGGGAAGGUCAUCUGUAGUGUUCAAAGUUGAAGCCAAACUAGACGAGAAGUAAAGGGUUAAGGACAGUAAAAGGUCUCAACUCUACAGAGCAGAUGCACCAACGUACUCAGGGUCCAUACUGUUGCAGAGAAACGUGUUGCAGCGACGUCAACAUCAGAGAUCUAACCAACGGCGUCAGACUGAAGGGAAAUGGACGGGAAGCUGAUCACAGCAAUCAGCCGGUGAUCUCCUUGUGAUGCUCAUGAUGCCACAUAUUGACAGUAGCAGUUCCAUCAACAUUUAGGCUUGAGGAACUGAAACAUCUAGAGAAAACGCGGGGCCCCAUCUGGAGAUUGAAUACCUCACACACUUAAGGAACAUUCAGCUCGUUACUGUGGACCUUCUGGAAAAGGUUUGGCCCAGAGGACUCGUAUUAGAGC